Messenger RNA from Varanus komodoensis (Komodo dragon), 1854 nucleotides. It is a transcript of the gene TAT, whose product is annotated as tyrosine aminotransferase. Bases 174 to 1541 code for a protein of 455 amino acids. The transcript has 12 exons. Gene Ontology annotation, molecular function: pyridoxal phosphate binding; L-tyrosine:2-oxoglutarate transaminase activity. The record is from RefSeq and is a predicted model, not a curated record. Gene Ontology annotation, biological process: biosynthetic process; aromatic amino acid catabolic process. Lineage: Eukaryota; Metazoa; Chordata; Lepidosauria; Squamata; Varanidae.
GGCCGUUGUGCAUAAAAGGGCCCCCACACAAUCAGGCAGGCACCGAUCUUCCCAUUCAGCAGUGUCAGAGUGGGCAAAGAGGGUAGCCAGGCUCAUCCAGAGCACCUCAGCCUCCUCCGCAACCAGUGAGCUGCAGCCACCCCUCUGGGUGUCUCAGACUCUUCUUUCUGGCGAUGGACUCCUAUCUGAUCCAGGUGAACAGCAACACUGCCCUGCCCUCCCUCCUGGAUGUCCACGUCAACCUCUGUGGAAAGGGCAGCUCUUUAGGCAAAGCAAAAGGCCGCAAGCCCCACUGGGCAGUCCGGGCCUCUGACAUGUCCAAGAGAACGUUCAACCCCAUCCGAGCAAUAGUGGAUAGCAUGAAAGUGGAGCCCAAUCCUCAGAAGCCGCUCAUCUCAUUGUCCAUAGGAGACCCAACCGUCUUUGGGAACCUUCCUACAGACAGCGAGGUCACAGAGGCAGUGAAGGAAGCUCUUAACUCGGGGAGAUACGAUGGCUACGCACCUUCUGUGGGGUAUCUAUCUUGCAGAGAGGUGGUUGCAGGCUACUACAGCUCCCCAGAGGCCCCUCUGGAAGCACAGGACGUGAUCCUGACCAGUGGCUGCAGCCAGGCCAUCGAACUGGCCCUCACUGUGCUGGCCAACCCUGGGCAGAAUGUCCUGGUGCCACGUCCUGGCUUUUCCCUCUACAAGACCUUAGCUCAUUCCCUGGGGAUUGAGGUCAAGUUCUACAACCUCUUGCCAGAGAAGUCCUGGGAAAUUGACCUGAAACAAAUGGAGUCACUGGUGGAUGACAAGACAGCUUGCCUGAUUGUGAACAACCCGUCUAACCCCUGUGGCUCUGUCUUUAGCAGAAGCCACCUCCAGAAGAUCUUGGCAGUGGCCUCUAGGCAAUGCAUCCCCAUCCUGGCUGAUGAAAUCUACGCAGAUAUGGUGUUUGAAGGCUGCAAAUAUGAGUCCCUUGCCAAACUCAGCACCAAUGUGCCCAUUCUGUCAUGUGGAGGCCUAGCCAAGCGGUGGCUGGUGCCAGGCUGGAGAAUGGGCUGGAUCCUUAUACAUGAUCGCCGGGACAUCUUUGGAAAGGAGAUCAGGGACGGCCUCCUGAGGCUGAGUCAGCGCAUCCUGGGACCCUGCACGGUCGUCCAGGGAGCUCUCGGACGCAUCCUCCACCAAACCUCCUCUGAAUUCUACCACAAUACACUCAGCUUUCUUAAGUCCAACGCUGCCCUCUGCUACACGGCCCUUUCUGCUGUCUGCGGCCUGCGGCCUGUUAAGCCCUCAGGAGCCAUGUAUCUCAUGGUGGGAAUUGAGAUGGAGCACUUCCCAGAGUUUGAGAAUGAUGUGGAGUUCACUGAGAGACUCAUUGCUGAGCAGUCUGUCUUCUGUCUGCCAGCGACGUGCUUUGAGUACCCCAACUUCUUCCGGGUGGUGAUCACGGUGCCUGAAGAGAUGAUGGUGGAGGCCUGCCAGCGCAUCCAGCGGUUCUGCCAGAGGCACUACCAAGGAGGGGAGGGAGCCCAGGACCUGGAAUGCGACAAGUAGCCUCAGGCGCCCACCCUGUUCCUCCACUCCACCCGCCUUGAGCCAAGCUCCUACGGGCUCUGUCACACCCACUCAGCACAGUGCCUCGGCACCGUGACUGGGUGCUGGGGCUGUGACGCUUUCCUGCAACACACAGCCAGUGUUAUUUGUCCAGGUGCGACCCCUCCAUCAGCCUCAACACACAGCUUUGAGCAAGCCCCCAGUGACACUCCUCCUCUUCAAGCAUCCACCUUCAGCAGCCUGCCACCCAUCCCACCGGGUGCUUCCGGCAUAUAGAAAGCUUGCAGGAGCCACGAGGAGCCCUCCCAUGCCC